AUCGCGACCAGCCUCACGCUGGGCGCCCUGCUUUCGACUUUCAUCUUCCCUCCCCCUUUUACCCAUGCAGCAAGCUCUGUGCAGUGGUGCUUGAGCCUAACUGCGCUUUUGCUGGAAUAAUGCGUCGUCGGUCGCAUCAGUCACCCGCCGCGCGGGAUCUAAAUCAUUUCCAGCUCGUCGCUGCCAAAAGGGACGACCCAGACGUGACUGAAUCUGUCUUCACGAGCACGGAGACCAAGGUCGACCAUGGCAGCACUAUAGUGUCAGACCAGCUUGUCACAACGAAGGUGACUAUCUCGGAUUCAAAGUCCACAGACUCUUCAACUUCGACUUCGACUUCGGCAAAGAGCUCGAGCACUUCGGACCACUCGACGACGACGACUACUUCUUCAUCAAGUCAAUCUACCUCAUCCACGAAGUCCUCAUCCUCGGAUAGUACAUCUACCUCCGCUCACUCGACGUCGUCCGGUUCAUCGUCCACUACCUCAGCUACUUCCACUGGCACUGCGUUUUCAUCUACGCACCUGACUUCGACGUCUGCGUCCUCGAGUGCUAGUGCACCCAACGCAUCAUCUUCGUCGUCGUCCACCCUCGCAGGAGCCUCUGCCAAGCCAAAGGUCCUCUCAACCGGCGCGAUUAUCGGCAUUGCUGCCGGAGGCGGCGCCCUUGUGCUCCUGCUUCUGAUCUUUAUCAUACGAAAGCGCUGUCUUCGUCGCAAGGAGCGGCGGCUUGACCAAUGGCUUGAGCCCGCGCUCCCUAGUACGUCUCCGUCCGCUGUCACUCUCGAGAAGGCCGUGCCUCCUUCAGAGUCCAUGUCUCCGCCGACCAUUAGCCGGGCCCCGAGCAGCGUGUAUCCAGCUUCUGUGCGCAGAGACAUGGUGUCGCCUCCGGCACCGAUGCCCGCGCGCCAGUAUAUACCCCCGUCGCAGGCCCUCGGUCCGCGUCCGAGUCAAAGGAUGCAGCCACAGAUGUACAACCCCUCCCCUCCUCCAAUGGCCUAUGCACAGCCCCCCGUCCCGUAUCAGAGAACGCCGCCACCAAUGACCUACAACUCCUACACACCACCUCCCGUUGCACCUGCACCCGUUCCUGCGCCUGGUGCGUAUCCCGAGGCUUUGCGGCCUGCACACAGGCAAACAACUUCCUCCGAGGGAAGCGUGUCGUUCGCACUUGUCCGCGCAGCGUUCGUACCGAGCCUAGCAGACGAGCUCGCGGUCAACGCCGGUGAGAUGGUUCGUGUACUGGCAGAGUACGACGACGGGUGGGCACUGUGUGCCAACCUGCGCGGCGAACAGGGUGUUGUUCCUCAGGAAUGUUUGCAGCGCCGACGGCCGGCUGAUCAACGGCGCGAUGAUCAGCUUGCUUUUAUGAGUCCCAACACGGGCGCGCAGAACAAUAGCAAUAACCAGGCUGGUGGCAAUCAGUAUGCACCACAAAUGCAGGGCGCGGGAUACCGAUAAUUAACAUAUGUGCUGGACUCCCGCUCCUUCCCUGUGUCUGUGUUCAUCAGCAGGAGCCUCUUCGGGACAUUUCGACUGUAACUUAUGCUAGAUCAUGCAACGUGCCCCAUGUUGUAUCUUAGCCUUCUUUUCACAUCCGUGCAGCUAGCAGAAGGCCUCAACUGCAGCUUGCUUGACCUUGCGAUAUCCACGUUGACCCGAACCUUUUUGUUGUCCGGUGUUACCCUUAGUGCGGCGGUAAUUCUUGCGUUGGUUCUGAUGAUGUAUAUAUAGUACUUUAGCAACUUUGUCGAUGUUGAUGUGACGG
Postia placenta MAD-698-R-SB12 is the source of this 1767-nucleotide messenger RNA. RefSeq lists its product as hypothetical. Gene Ontology annotation, molecular function: protein binding. The record is from RefSeq and is a predicted model, not a curated record. The transcript has 2 exons. NCBI's taxonomy places the organism in Eukaryota, Fungi, Basidiomycota, Agaricomycetes, Polyporales, Adustoporiaceae. The coding region runs from base 120 to 1460 and encodes 446 amino acids.